Messenger RNA from Acanthaster planci (crown-of-thorns starfish), 8922 nucleotides. RefSeq lists its product as uncharacterized. The record is from RefSeq and is a predicted model, not a curated record. NCBI's taxonomy places the organism in Eukaryota, Metazoa, Echinodermata, Asteroidea, Valvatida, Acanthasteridae. Gene Ontology annotation, molecular function: protein binding.
UAACGCACAAAAAAGGAACUGAGGAGGCAACUGUGACAAGCUGCAAACUACAUUUUGUUUAAUUACAGCCUCCACCCUCAUGCCAUCCAGCGAUCACCUUUCCCAGUCAAAAGUAUAUGUACAUCGGAGCUCCGCUAUGGCUUCAAGUUUUGUUAGACGACAAAACACACUGUUGUACUCUGUAAUAAAAGGUUAAUAUUUGAUGGGCCACGGCCCUUGACAACGACCUUGUGGCAAACAGGUCUGACAAUGUUCCUUCGAGUACACACCUUGAUCGCUGUUCAUUUCAUGGUGAUCCUCUUUGUUGCAAGACUGCCUUGUUCACGCGCCCUUGCUUGCUCUUACAAGUGCCAGCAGCGUUACUAUACAUCUUGCUGGGAUAUAACGGGGUUCUUUAGUUGUACUCGACACAGGGAAAUAGACUGCUAUCGGUGUUGCGAUGGAUGGACUGGUACCGUGUCAGGCACCACUGGUUGUGACACUCCCAUAUGUCAUGGCCAUGUGAAUUAUUGUCCCAACGGAGGCACUUGCAGCACUCCCGAUAACUGCAUCAACUGUAACCCGGGCUACUACUCGCCAAGAUGUGACGAGUGCACACGCAUCUCAUUCUGUGACAGUGUGACUUGCACUACCUCACACAACCAAAUUUGCCAGAGUUGCAAUGGUGACUAUGGCACUUCAUUCGGGGCAGCGUACAAGCCGUCCUCUGACCGAACCCAGUGUAUCAAGCAAUGUUCCUGGAGGAGCGAUAGCAAUGCCUGCUUUCCAGGAUCCUGCGCAGACUACGCUCAGUGCACCUGCUGCUCUGGCUUCUCGGGGCCCGACUGUAGAACAUUGGGCAGCAGUCAAGCCCCGGUGUUGUCAGAGCAUCGAGCCACCCUGAUCAUGGGGACAACCACUUUGGAAUCCCCCAGGGACCAAGGCAGCACAGCCACUGUCUACACCAAUGUGAGGGACUUUGAACGCAUCAGGAUCAAUUGGGAGAGCUCCUACAUGGUCAAUAACUUAUUUACAGCCUCCUGCAGCACAAAUCACGCAUAUGUCCAUAGUUAUGGGCUGGGCAUUGUGUCUGCGCGAGCAACAGCUGUUGUUAACAGGGCCCAGGGAGGAACACAUACCGUUGGCUCGCAGUCCUCCUCGGGAGCUGGAUCUCAGCUGUCGCCCAGAACUGAUUUUGUCAUCAGUGAAUUGGAGUUCUCAAUAGACUACGCCUCCUGGACUCCUGCCACUGGAGACGUUUUGAGAUAUGACGUUUAUUCCUCAAAUGGUGGAUUCCUGAAGCUCCACAACAGGGAUAAUGCCGGCACCUUUUACACGCGGUACUACAGUGGUAGGACAACCUCUGGGUACUCAACUUUCACCUUUGACUUUGUUGACCCUUACCACUGUGUAGACGUUAGUAGUGGAUGCCGAAGUACCAUGCUGAACGCAGGGGAUGAUGUUACCUCACAGGCCACAACAUCAAUCAGCUGGCAAGGAUGGGCAGACGAUCUUGCAGGCAUCAAGGAAUACGAGCUCCAAGUGCGACAGCUGUCGGGCACCCACGGCAGCGAGAUGACAGAAAUCUUUGACAGUUCCGCUGUCUAUCAGGGGGUCACCACGUCUGGCCACAGUGUCACCUUUCCCCAUGUGGGUGUUUACUCCAUCAUUCUCGACGUCGUUGACAACGCUGGCAACGUCAAGCGCAGCAGGCGGUUUGUGUUCUUUGACGACGAUCCCGAUGACGUGACCACUCGCAGUGAUGCCCCACUGCGCGUGGUCUCAGCCACCCCAGAGACCAGCUACAAGUGGCUGACUAGUCUAGACUCUAGCGGAGGGACCACCUCUGUGCGGCUUGAUUGGACAAACCAUUUCACCAACGUGCGUCAUCACAGCGAAGGAUUGCUGAAAGGCAUUGGGUACUACCUGAAUGACCAUGGCAGCAUAGAAAGCAGUUACGAUCAGAACUUUGGCCAGCGUGGCCGCGAAUCUAUCCCCAAUGCCCUGGGCGUGACACAGUUCCGGGCUUUCAGAGACAUCGACCACAGCGGUGGCCGGACCACGGUCACCGUGAGCGACGACGACUCUGACAACUGGAGCAAUGAAGGCACAAGCACGCAGGCGACUUACGACCUGAGCCUGGUGGAUGGUGAUUCCGUUCGGUUCUGGGUGGAGGCCAGGGACCUAGCCGGUGACUUUGUGAGGGACAGUGUGCUGGUCCACGCAGAUUCAUCCCCGCCAAUUAUCGAAGACUUGUGGCUGGUACGAGAUGGGGAAGUGAAUCUUGCUGUUCACAACUCAGCCGAUCUGCAUGAAAUGAGUGUUACCUUCCGGACGUACGACAUUCACAGCGGAGUGCGAACCAUCGAGUGGCGACUGUUUGACAACUACACAGGCACAGAGAUGGAGCAUGGACGCCAGACUGUACCAGCCAGGAAAAUCAAUGCAGAUACUGAGGACUGUGAUCCUGUCAGCUGUAUGUGCAUCCCGAUUGGUGACGUGAUUGGCGACUGUUAUGCCGUAGACUACGGGUUCAAUCCAACAUUCCACAUCGGUGUCCAUGACUAUGAUUACUUCAUCACACUGACGGUUACCAAUGAAGCAAGACUUGUCACAACCCAGACCAUCAAGGUAACUGUGGACACCUCAGCCCCUCAAGCCGGCGUGGUGCAUGAUGGGAUACGCGGGUCCAACGAGGUGGACUUUCAGGAGGGCAGCAUCCUUUCGGCCCACUGGGAGGGGUUCUUUGACAGGGAGAGCGGAGUCAAGUUCUAUCAGUAUCUGUUUGAUAGUUCGUGCUGGAAUGACACGACGAUGAUCGGUACUGUGAAAGACCGCAUGACGAGAACUACCUCCACGCAUGCGAGUUGGACGGCCCCCUCACCCGGUCUGUAUUACGUCACCGUCAUCGCAUACAACAGGGCCCUGGAACCCUCAGAGCCCGUCUGUUCCGACGGUGUCGUGAUUGACACCAGUCCACCGGAGUUGUCACAGAUCGCCCUGGGCUACGCUCGGAUGUGGCCCGGCCUGGCCAAGGAUGCUGAGGGUCGGGUGUGGUUCAUCAACGAGCACCGUAGGAAGACAGAGGUGCUCAAUGCAUCCAGCGGCUGCAGUUCCAAGGCUGUUUUCCUGGAUGAUUUGUCUGUUUAUCCUGAGAUGGCUGGCACUAACGACUCCACAUCGGUACUCCAAGGAGACCUGGACUGUCUCUGGAUCUGGGCCACUGAGCAGAAAUUUUUUCUACCCACUCACAAACAUGUGACUAUAUCCUGGACCGGGGAAGAUGCAGAGAGCUCUAUCUAUGACUACGAGAUUGGUCUUAGCAGUCAACCCUCAAACCCAGUCCCUGACCAACCUUCAGACCCGACUCCUGACCUUGUAACCUUCACAUCCACAUCAGGCCACGAUCACUUUGUGAUGUACCAUCCCCACAUCAGCCAUGGAUCUGUAUUCUACCUUGUCCUGAAGGCAACCAACAAGGCUCAGUUAGCUUCAUUCAAGGUGAUUGGUCCGAUCGUUGUUGAUACAACCCCACCCAUGUUUGUUGGGAAUGUCUUUGUUCGUGUGGACGAUGAGUACCUGAUUGCCGAAUGGGGAGAUGAUGGCUUCAUUGAUGAUGAGGAUACCAGCUUGAGGUACCAAGUUGCUAUUGGCAGUAGUCCAGGCGGCACUGAAACACUUCCAUAUCAACUGGAGAGAGACUACAAAAUUGGCCCAUGCUUGUCCCGAACACUCUGUGCUGCAUUCCUAUUGGAUGGCCUAGACUGGCAUAUCCAGGGUGAUCAUGAGUAUUAUGUGUCUAUCAGGGCACAGAAUGGUGCUGGAUUGUCAACGGUAGGGACCUCUUCUGUUUACAGACACAUCGUGCAGCUGCCGUCCCUGGGUGUCGUAUUGGAUGUUGCACCCCCUCAGGAAGCAGUAAUUGUCAACUUAGGGGUUGCUAAGGACAUUGAUGUUCAGAUGGACACCACAAGCAUCUCAGCUCGUUGGUUUGGGUUUGAGCAUCCCCACCUUGAAGUCAGCUAUGAUAUUGCUGUUGGGUCGGAGCGAGGUUCCUCAGAUGUCAGUGGGAGUUUCAUCAGUGUUGGCAAUGCAACUUUCUAUCAGCUGGAUGGACUAGACCUAACACCACUCACGAGCUAUUAUGUGACUGUCCUGGCCAACUCUGAAGUCGGAAAUGUCAGUGUUACCUCAGACGGUGUCAAAGUCAUUCCAAAGGGGCAGAUACUGGAGGGGGCUGUGGUAAAGGAUGGAUUGGGCUGUGACGAGCAGAGUGGGCCUCUACCAUCAGGAUUGUCCCAUCACUCGUCUGCUGCUGAUUCACCCUGCCAGGAUGACAUCUCCUACCAGGCCUCUACCUCGGACAUCUCAGCUCGAUGGACCAUCCCUGAAAUGCUUCAGCCCUUUGUGACCAACGUCCUCUUGACCAUCGAGCAGGAGGUUGAGGUAUAUUUUGGCGAGGGCAACACUACCAUGGUGUGGAUCCCAUUGCUUGAUGAUCAAGAUCUUGGCAUGACAUUCCAACAUGUUGCGUCUAGUAUGGGGUUACAUGCUGGAGCCCACUACAGAUCAAAGAUUCAGUUCUGCCAUACAGUGGUUUGCUUCCAACCCAUCGUCACUGAUGGAUUCUGGGUAUUAUCCCAACCCCCUGAGGUGGGUCAGGUCGCAGUCAGCAACAUUGUGACCACCCAAAGCAAGACAGAGAUCCAGGUGGGCUUUCAGCCUUUUGCACAUGAUUACGUCCGUCCUGAUGACCCCCAGGAAUUGAUGGACUUCUAUGAGUGGAGCAUUGCCGAGGAUGGCAGCGAUGGAGCCCUGCCAAGUCAGUGGACAAGAAUUGAGGAUCUCCUGGUUACUAGGGAAACAGCCCUCUUCACAGCAUCUUUGAGCGGUUCUUUAGACCUGGACGUCUGUCUUCGGCUGUCGGUCAGGGGCUACAACAAGGCCGGCCUGUCCUCCAUCGCCAGCGCCGAGAUUGUUGACUGUGACGAUGUGACACUCAUCGUUCCCCACCUUGUCAUUGAUGCAGAUCAUGAAGUUAAGGUGGAGCAGAAUGCACUGUGGCCUGAACCGGACAAGAACUACAUCUUGUCUACGUCCUUGUUAUCGGCCGUCUGGCCAACUCUCCGCCACAGGGCCUACGUUUGGGCAGCUAUUGAAGACACAGGCUCCGCUGACUUUGGGAACUUGGACAAUGGCCUGCAGUACCCCUGUGAUCACCCGAGGGCGAAGGCCUGUGGGAAGACAGAUAAAGAAUUUGUCAACGUUCCCAAUUUGUCCCUGGAGCAUGGCAUGCGUUACCGCAUUUGCAUCCACGCCGAUGAGGUCACGCUGGAACAUGAGCUUUGGAAGGAAGAGUUGCCCGCUGUAUCCAGCUGCAGUGAUGGGGUUGUCGUAGAUACCACGCCGCCAACUCCUGGCCCCGUGUGGAUAGGCUGGAGCCAACAUCGAACCUAUCAAAGUUCUAGCUCUGAGUUGGUGCUACGUUGGGAAUCCUUCACUGACAUUGAGGAGCAUGGCUUGGCACGUCAUCACUCCGGGAUCAAAUACUAUGAGUAUGCCGUUGGUUCGAUGCAAGGUGGAAGUGACGUGAAAGAAUUCACCCGUGUUGGCAUCAGCAACAGCGCUAUUCUACACAACCUGAGGUUGCAGAGUGGACACAUGUACUAUGCUACAAUCAGAGCUACUGACUUUGUUGGUCUGUCUUCUCAAGCAACGUCUGAGCCCGUCUUUAUUGAUACGUCGCCUCCUGUCGUCAGUGCUCUCCAUACAUUGGACAUUGGAGGUAGUUUCAUUCGGUCAACAACCUCUGUGUCAGCGAGUUGGGAGAAUAUAUUUGCUGACGAGGAGAGUGGAAUAGCGUAUUACGAGUGGGCUGUAGGGUCACAUCCAGGCCAUGCAGACGUCAUGCCAUUCACUCGCCAGACUUCAGUGUCUGGGGUCAGUGACUCCUCUCGACCUUUGCUCCUCCAAGAAGGUCAUUCAUACUUUGUUUCUGUGAAGGCUGUCAACAAAGUUGGGUUGACCACAUUGAAGAGUUACGGAGCAUUUGUGGUAGAUGCAAGCCCCCCAAUCGCCGGCCACGUCUUUGACGGAUCUCUGGCCAAUGCACCGUCUAAUCACAAGGAUGGAGACUUUCAGGAGGAUCGCACUGUGAUCAAGGCAUUCUGGGAAGGGUUUCAUGACCCGCACAGUGCCAUCCUUGGCUAUUCCUGUAGAGCUGGAACCUGUCCAGGGUGCGGCGAUGUUGUGCCUGAGCAGCACGUGGGCUUGGACACUGAUGCUCUCAUUGAAAACCUGAACCUCAUUCCGGGUCUGACCUACUUUGUGACGGUGACAGCCUGCAAUGCUGCUGACCUGUGCAUCUCAGUGACCUCUGAUGGGGUCAUGGUGGAUGAUUCGCCCCCUGUGCCAGGGCGUGUUUAUGACGGGGGUCCAGGGGGUGGGGACAUCAACUACCAGUCCUCAAGACUCCAGCUGCGAGCUCAUUGGUGGGGUUUUCAUGACCCUCACUCUGGCCUCUCCCACUAUGAAUGGCGCGCGGGCACUACACCAGGAGCUGCGGACAUUCUCCCCUCUACCCGCAUUGAGCUGUCAGAGGAUGCUCUGAGAUUCCUGCCGGCAUCAGACCAGCUGCCAGUAGGCACCGAUAUCUACAUCACAGUGCGCGCCUAUAACCGACUCGUUAUGUGGAUCGAAGCUACAUCAAAUGGGUUCCGUGUGGACUCUAGCCCCCCUGAUGUGGUGGAUGCACCUGCUGUUGAUGAGACGCAGGGGAUGGCUGUCAGAAACACACUGGUUUUCUGUGAUUUGAUUCGCUUCUCGUGGAAGUUCAGUGACCCUGAGAGUGGUGUGAAAGAUCAGUUCGUCUCUGUCAGCACACACCACAGUGGAGACAUAAAUAUUCCUCCAAUAAAGAUUGCAGGGAGUGAGCUGGACCACACAUUCACCAAUCUGACGUUACAUGAAGGCAGUCUUUACACCAUAACCGUGGUGGCUUGCAACUAUGCUGGCCUCUGUACCAAGGCCGAGACUGAACCUGUCUUGGUUGAUGGAAGCCCACCGUCCGUCGGGACGUUUGCUGUAGGUACAGAAAGUGCUGCAAACUUGGAGCGCCAUCACAUCAUCUGGAUUGAUCCAACCGAACCAGCAAAGCUAAGCACAACUCUUGACAGAAGCGACUUCACCACCAAUGCUCCCCCAUCUCCCCCGCGCCACCACUCCGGCUGGAUGACGUGGCUGGAAGACACCAGCACCUCCACUGGCUCCUUAGCUCUCGCCUGGCUGGGAUUUGCCGAUGUACACUCUGGGGUCAGCCACUACUUGGUCUCUGUUGGACGCACAUAUGGUGGCUCAGAGCUCACUCCGAGUGGACCAUUCCGUGUCAGCCAAAACAACGAUGGCAUACCAUUGGAUGAAGGCAUCGUACAGGGAGCUGUCAUACCUCUAGAGGGCAGCAUCACAGGCCACAGUCAUCCUUAUCUCUUCAUCUCCAUCUGGGCUGUAAAUAGGGUUGGCCUGCCUAGUAAGCGCCACCAUUCAACAUUUGAAGCCUCCCCUACUCUGCCCGGGGAGGGCGCUCUGGUUCUCAUGCGACGCUGCUCGCCUGCAACUUGCGAGGGCCACUGCGCCUGCGCACCGAUUGACAGAGUUUGUGCGACUUCACCGGGGUCGUGUGUGGAUUUCAGCAAUAGUAAUCCCAACCAUGAAAUAGAAGUCUUGGAUGUAUUGAGCCUAAUGUCAUUCAACGAUACUGACCCUGUCAAUGACAUUGAUGAUACUGCCACUCAGCACAUGAUGGCUGCAGUGUGGAGAGUCACUGAGCAGAAAGGGCUGGAUGUCAAGUGGUAUGAGUGGAGUGUAGGUGAUGAUUCCAAUUCCUCUGCCACAGAGCCGGCAGGAGUCUUUGAUCCAGCCAGGGAAAGAAUAUGGUUCGAUGUCGGCCAGGACAAUCAUGCUGUUAUCACAUUUGAUAAAGAUAGGAAACUAUUUGCUGGACUCAGAUAUCACGUGUUCAUCCGGGCCUGGUAUGAUGCCAAUGCGUAUGCUGUGUUCAGAUCAGAUGGCGUAACUCCUGACAUCAAACCACCCAAAAUCUCGACGGUCAGAGGCAAAAAGGUCAAGGAUCUUGCAAGAUCUGAUUCCAGGAAAGACACUGAUUACAUAACGGAACCAAGUAUUAUCUCCAUCUCCUGGGAAGGAGUGUUUCUGGACAGUGUGAUGUCGCAUUACCAGGUGUCUCUCAGUACCUAUCCAGGAGGUGAAGAUGUCCGUCAGUUUGCAGACCACACCUUUCCAGCCAGUGUCUACUCUACGCAGUUCAGCAGCCUGAACCUACUGAGGGGUCAGCGGUAUUACAGCAACGUACGUGCAUUCAAUAAAGCCGGCCUGCACACGCUCAGAAGCAGUGAUGGGUUUGUGGUGGACAGGAGGGGGCCAGAUCCAGGCCUGGUGUUUGAUGGGAUCGACCUACACGAUCUAGAGUACCAGAACUCCAGCGCGGUCAUCUCAGCCUCCUGGCACGGAUUUGUGGAUCUGGAAUCCUACAUAGACCAUUAUGAGUGGUGUGUUGGACAGACCCCCGGCCCGGCAGAUGACGACAUUUUGCCAUGUACCAAUGUUGGGAUUAAUCUGUCUGUUACUCGCGCUUUAGCUGUUCCUCUCACUGAAGGUGUGAGGUAUUACUCCAAGAUCUCAGCUACUGAUGCAGCUGGCCUGCAGUCACUGACAGUCACUUCAGAUGGGUUCGUGGUGGACGUUACUCCCCCUUUGCCAGAAGAAUGUGUCCUUCUUGGAGAUAACUUGAUCCAGAAUCCAUCAUUCGAGGGGAUGCAGAAGUUAUUAACCCAACAGAAAUAAGCCUCGAAGAUGUAUCAACAGAUAGUGUUGAAAACAUGACACACACAAGCACAACAGCUACAUCACUUUUUGAUGCUCAUUCAG